Messenger RNA from Linum trigynum, 2654 nucleotides. The record is from the annotation of a GenBank genome assembly. NCBI's taxonomy places the organism in Eukaryota, Viridiplantae, Streptophyta, Magnoliopsida, Malpighiales, Linaceae.
ACGAUUUUUAUGCGACUCGACUAAGUGUGACUUUACUUCUCGUAGAAGAAUCCUCCAAUAUUAUUAUCCGAAGUACAAACCUUCACUUCUACCACUGAUAAACUCAUCAACAUCAAUACAUCAGUUUUUGAUGCAAAACCAUUUUAACUACCCUUUGCUUGCAUUUGGCACGAGGCGUGGAGAUCGGAUAACACUGCUGAUCUGCGGUCUCCCCUUCCUGCGGCCGAAAGAAUUCUGGCAAAUAUUGGUUGGACAACGCCUCCCCCGGGCUGGCGGAAGCUCAACAUUGAUGGGGCCUCGAUGGGGAACCCCGGCUUGGCAGGUGCUGGAGGGGUCAUCCGGGACGAUCAAGGAAGCUGGGUAGUUGGGUUUGUGGCCCAAAUUGGUGAGGCAACCGCUGGUUUGGCCGAGUUAUGGGCGCUUUUUCAUGGAUUAAACCUGGCCUGGAGCCAUGGCUGCCUCAAUCUUCAAGUGGAAACUGACUCCCAGUUGGUUAUUCAGUGGAUCAAGAAUCGGGUGGACCCCCUUCACCCCCAUGCUUCCCUCUUGUCCUCGAUAAGGAGAUGUUUGACUCGUGAUUGGCUGGUCAAUAUUACUCAUACAUACCGCGAAGGGAAUAGAGUCGCGGACUGGCUCUCGAAGCACAGUCUCGUCUAUCCCUACGGUAUGCAUGAGCUUAUCGACCCGCCAAGUGAUCUGGGACGCUUCCUUCAUGAUGAUGAGAUGGGUGUGACUUUUGAGCGUAGAGUUGUAGCCUCUACUUCCCUGUAAUUCCUCUCUCCCCUGGGUUUCCCCUUUCUUGGCUUUCGCCUCCCUUAUUGCAAAAAACAAAAACAAAAAAAAAACUACCAUUUGCUUGCAUAUAUUUAUAGAGACAAGUAUUGGUAGACAUGGGUCGUCCUGAUUUUGCCACAUAUAUACCUACAAUAAUCCAUGUUACAUUAAAUUCCUGGGAUUUGCAUAUGGUAGACAUGGGUCGUCCUGAUUUUGCCACAUGUGUAGCCAUAAAUUCUUAUGUUGUUUAGUCUUUUGCAGCCAACCCACGAAGCUUACCCUCCUGUAAAUGAAUUAUUUAAGCAGUAACUCGAUAAAAAUAGAAAGAAAACCCAAAGAAAUAUAUAGGGUCCAACCAGGAUCCUGACCAAACUGGGCAAAGGUUGAACAGCAGCAAGACAUGGAAGUUGGAACACACAUGGUCAGCCAUUAUACCGGUAGGUAUAGUCAUAUGGAGAUUAGUCCGUGGCCAGCCGUUUGGGAGUGUGAAACCGUUUGGUUCGUACCAAAUUGCAUCGAAUUAAAUGGGGCGUUUGGAUCGGAUCCUUAUUACCAAAUCGAAUAUAGUACAGUUCGAUUCUUGGCCCUAUGUUUAUCAAUAUCGGAAAAAAUGGACUGAUAUUUAUACCCGAUCAAGUCGAAUCGAAUGCAAUAUAGUCCGAUCCUUGAUUUUAAAAUUUCUUUCAUUAUUGAAUCGCAGUUCUAAUAAAUUUUUGAUCCGAAUUGAACUGUUGCGCACCUUUACAACCAUGAUCUAUUUUGUUUGAUUAUCCAUCAUGACGAGUAUUUACUUAUUUGGUCACUAUGAUUGACAUUAAAUACCCUACGUAGUGCACCAACAAUAAGUAAGAUAUGCAUUUAGUUUUUUUUUUUUUCAUUUCCUUUGAGGGUAAGAUAUGCAUUUUGAUCUCUUCCGCGUGUGAACUGAUAAUACAGCAUGUCCAAGAAUUUAUAGAAUUAAGAAAUUAAAAGUUCACGACUCUAUUACAAUUCAAGACUCUCGAGAUAAGUGGUAUCGUUUGUACAUCCUCGUCUUUAGAUCGAAACCCAACAAUCAAUAAUCAUGGACCUCUCUUGCAACCCCGAUCGAGGACUGCGAGAAUGGGAAGCAGUACAUUAAUGACCAACUGGUUGUAGAAGGCGAGUCUAUGGUCUGGUUACUGGAAGGAAGAUAGUUUUUGUCAGAUAUAAUGCAAGCUUGGUACAAAGUAGUAGGUGCGAUGUAUUAUGAUAGGUGAUAAAUUUUUCUGAAGGGGUACGGCUAGCAGCAGCUAGGUCUAGAUACAGACUGCAGGUGAAGUCUCUUCAAUCUCAUAGUAGAGUUAGAAAUAUAUUAUAUAAAACAGUACCCAUGAGCUAGUUUGUUGUGAAAAGAGUAGAGAGUUUAGAGUAAUGAAGUGUUAGAAUGAAGGGCAAGUCGGACAAUGUAAGUAAGUAAAUAACACAGAGACUUACGUGGCUCGUUAAUAUGAUAUGUGCUAAUCCGUCGAGAGAAAGAAAGAUCCGUUUUUACUGUACUUGAGAAAUACAUAUUACAGAGGGAUUGAGAAAAUAUAUACACUAUAUUGCAAUGUGUCCCAAAAGCCUUAACCCUAAUCCAACCUGGAAAGGGAAAAGGUUACCGUCGACUACAGAUAAUUCGACUUCAAAUCAUAGCAACAUCAAGCAAUUUGGUGAGAAGUUUAUCAUCAUGAGAAAUCAACCAUCAAAGUAAUAUGGAUCGACACUCAAGAUGUGGAUUAAGUAUAUUCACAGUGAUACCUCGUGUAUAUGAGUUUUCUCGAUAUGAAGGAUUUUUCUGCGCGGAAUUUUGUUUAGUUUCCAGUAAUAUGCCGGGGGUAGUAGAGUGCAUGUUCUGAUAAGAAAAAACGGACAUGGGC